UUUUCACCCUUAGAUUGCUGCUGUGGGUAUGACCACACAGUCCCUCUCCAAUACUGGUGAGGAUAAGCCUACCAUCAACCUUCCCCCGUACGACGAGCAAGGGAGACUACCAAGCAGGAAGCGGAGAUUCAGAAGGUCUCUCCCCGCACCAGCGGAUGGACAGGAGUCCAGGUACUAGGUGAAGCCGCGCGACUUCGUUGAAAACGACGCUGAAAUUCACAACGGUCCGGACGGCAUGGCCUCCACUGAUGCCCAUCUGACGCCCGAUGCUAUGGUUCCCAUGGACAUGACUCCUCCGGCAGACCACACAGAGAAUGCUCAAGUUCUUGAUAACCAGACGGAGACUUUCCGUUCUGAAGGCUGGAAGCGGUUCCGUGUCGAGCAGAAUCACACGGAAGGCGCCAACAGUACCACCGAGGCCCCAACCGUCCCACCACAUGUAGUUGGUGACGAGGAGGCAGAAGUGGCCCACGACUGGGGCUACACAACCGGAGAAAACCACUGCAACAACGUCCGAGUUCGUCGCCGCGUUUCCAAGGUACCCGUUGGCAUGACUCCUCCGGCAGACCACACAGAGAAUGCCCAAGUUCCUGACAAACAGACGGAGACUUUCCGUUCUGAAGGCUGGAAGCGGUUCCGUGUCGAGCAGGAUCACACGGAUGGCGCCGACAGUACCACCGAGGCCCCAACCGUCCCACCACAUGUAGUCGGUGACGAAGAGGGAGAAGAAGUGGCCCACGACUGGGGCUACACACCCGGAGAAAACCACUGCAACAACGUCCGAGUUCGUCGCCGCGUUUUCAAAGUUCCCUUCCCGGCGACAGACGACAGCUCCGCCACUAGGGUGACUCAUCUGGAGCCCAAGCCGAACUGCUCACUUUGACUUGACAAGAAAGUCAGCGGCGACGUCGACAGCAUGGGCACUGACCGCAAUGGUGCUAUGGGCAAUGUCUUCACGAAGAACUCUACAGACUUGAAUCUGUACUUGGAUGCCGUGCUAACAGACAUUAUGAAGAGCCACAAGAGAAAGCACUACCGUGGCCUGAAACGUAUCAAACGGAGCAAAGCCAUCGUCGUGCUGGCAGCAGUUGGUGUGCUGAUCGCUGGCUCUGUGGGACACGUCUAUUUGCGACAAAUUGUACCGUGAACGGGGCCCUUAUACUUUGAUCCACGCUAUGCUUAUCUGAGUUCUGAUAUACUGCUGAUGAAAUUAUGCCCCGCCAUAUCACCAAAGCACUGUAUCUACUUGAAUAAUUGGAUUUCGAGGCCAAUAUAGCUUCAUACACAUUCAAACUUUGUUUAUUUUAUCCUUAAAAUAUAUGGAACGUACCCGUGACCUGACCUUAUUUACAACCCAUGUUUCGUGCGAAACAAAAGCUGCAGUUUUCUUUUACAUCUUGUAUGGACAGGUCCUACAGACCUACAAUGUAAUUUCAUGCA
Branchiostoma belcheri (Belcher's lancelet) is the source of this 1440-nucleotide messenger RNA. RefSeq lists its product as uncharacterized. The transcript has 3 exons. Lineage: Eukaryota; Metazoa; Chordata; Leptocardii; Amphioxiformes; Branchiostomatidae. The coding region runs from base 236 to 883 and encodes 215 amino acids. The record is from RefSeq and is a predicted model, not a curated record.